Camelina sativa (false flax) is the source of this 780-nucleotide messenger RNA. RefSeq lists its product as uncharacterized. NCBI's taxonomy places the organism in Eukaryota, Viridiplantae, Streptophyta, Magnoliopsida, Brassicales, Brassicaceae. Gene Ontology annotation, cellular component: chloroplast thylakoid membrane. The record is from RefSeq and is a predicted model, not a curated record.
AAAAGGCUUUCCAUAAAUCAAAAUCACACAUCUUACUACUUCUCCCAAAUCGGAAUCACUUAACCUAAAUAAAACCUUAAAAUCAUGGCAACCACACCGGCAAUGCAGACGACGUUCGUGUCAUCGACGAGCUUUCUGAAACAAGCGAGACCUUCUUCUUCUUCUUCUUCUUCUUCUUCAUGGGGAUCAUCAUCACCGAACAAUGUGAUUCUUCCCAAAAACAAGAGAUCUUCUUCUUCCUCCGUAGUUGUCGCCGCCGUCGGUGAUGUCUCUUCGGACGGAAACAUCUACUUGAUCGGAGGAGCCAUCGCUGUUGCUCUCGUCGGAACUGCAUUCCCGAUCCUCUUCAAACGCCAAGACACGUGUCCGGAAUGUGACGGAGCAGGAUUUGUGAGGAAGGGAAGAGCCACGCUGAGGGCGAAUGCGGCACGCAAGGAUCUUCCUCAGAUCGUUUGCGCAAACUGCAAUGGACUCGGAAAGCUUAACCAGAUUGACAAAUCAUCCUAAUUAUAUAAUUUUUUUUUUUUUUGGACAAAGACAAAUCAUAAUUAUAUAUCUAUCUCCUGUUUUGUGUAUGUAAAAAAAACACACUCCAUCUUCAUUCCUCGUCUUCUCUCUGUAAGUGAAUUAUUCGGUUAUUUCUCUGACAAGAUAGCUUGGAAAUGAUCAAUGGUUUGCUUACUUGCUUGGUGUUGGUGAUACAAUAGAUUUUGUUGUUGAAGUUUCUUGCGCUGUAAGAAAUCCUCUAUGAAAGGAAUUGAGAAUUGUAUUACCUUUUUU